CAAACGUUUUGACAUUGUUAAUCAUGAAGUCAAUAAUUGUCUGCAGUUUCUUUGUUUUGAUUCUGGUGAAUCAAGUAUUGUGUGGUAUUGGAAAGUGUGGUCCAGAUUCACAUCUCGUGCGAUGUAAAUCUUGUUGCAAACAACCAAGUUGCUUUAAUAGAGAGGUACCUAAAUGCCCAAGUUGCCCAAAAGAUUGUAAACCAGCAUGUGUCUGUAAUCCAGGAUUUAUAUUGGAACCUGAAGGACGACGAUGUAUACCCAUUGGUCGAUGUCCUAUAAAUUAGAAUGUAUUUAAUUUGAAGAUA
Molecule: messenger RNA, 305 nt
Organism: Psylliodes chrysocephalus
Lineage: Eukaryota; Metazoa; Arthropoda; Insecta; Coleoptera; Chrysomelidae
Source: the annotation of a GenBank genome assembly